AUGCUUUCAUUCUUUUCACAGUUCUCUUUUCUCGCUGAACGCGAAUAUGACAAAUAUACGAGAUCAACAACAUCCAAUGCUACAACACCGUCUUCAUCAUCUUCGGAUCCAGCGAUAAAUCUAACCGGAAAAGCUUCAUCACCGCAUCUUUAUCGUCUACCAACAUUCUCAUAUUCACCUCGGAGAAUAAAACGGCAACAAACAAGACAGAAUGAAAGAAGCGGAAGAACAACAAUCGCGUCAUGUUCGUUUAGCAGCUCCUUGACAAAUUUCUCAAUUUCCAGCAGUAGUAAUUCGUCGGAAGCUGACGAACCAUUAUCCUCUUCAAUAUAUUAUGAUGAAGAAAAAUUAAUAAGUAAGUAUGUGAGUUUCCCGAGUUUGGAGGAAAGUCACCCUGACAUUAAACGAAAAAGUAUUUACGAAUUGGAGAUGGAAAGUUAUGAUGAGAUGCUUGUUGGUGGCAUCAGAAUUUAA
This is a messenger RNA of Ambispora leptoticha, 474 nucleotides long. Lineage: Eukaryota; Fungi; Glomeromycota; Glomeromycetes; Archaeosporales; Ambisporaceae. The record is from the annotation of a GenBank genome assembly.